Molecule: messenger RNA, 1665 nt
Organism: Cladophialophora carrionii CBS 160.54
Lineage: Eukaryota; Fungi; Ascomycota; Eurotiomycetes; Chaetothyriales; Herpotrichiellaceae
Exons: 2
Coding region: 1-1665 (554 amino acids)
Biological process (GO): positive regulation of transcription by RNA polymerase II
Cellular component (GO): nucleus
Molecular function (GO): zinc ion binding; DNA-binding transcription factor activity, RNA polymerase II-specific; sequence-specific DNA binding
Source: RefSeq, a predicted model, not a curated record
AUGUCGAACACGGACAUGGCAGCCGCGAUGCUGGCCACGUAUGGCAGUUACCCUAUUGCCAGCACUUUCGACAUGACAGACUCGAGCCCCGGACUGCACGAGUCAGAAGUUCCUGCUUACAGUGCUGCGUUCGACCUUGAUUCCUCAGCCAAGAGGCAUGCUGCGUGCGAUGAAUGCAGAAAGCGCAAGCUGAAAUGCUCGGGCGACCCUACAGGAUGCGAACGAUGUGUCAAGCAGAAGCUGACCUGCCACUACUCGGCACAGAAACAGAUGGGAAGACCGAGAAAGAGACAGAAGACUGGCGACACUCGGAACAACGAUGAGGAUCCUCUCAUACGCUUGCCCGAGUCGACUAGUACUCAGCCGCAACACCCAGUCCACGAGCCUCCUCCAAGCGUCCCCGAGCCCGUCGUCGACCCGGAUUUGACGGACAAGGAGAUUGAGCGCACAAACUUCCAGAAUAUAUGCAGUGCUUCAAUGGCUCAGACCGUCAAGCGAAACGCGGCCGAGGCACGGGCUGCUGCGGGAAGGACGGUUUCCUGGGUCAAGAAUAACAACGGAAACGUCCAGCCAGGCUCACAGAGCUCGAGCAAUACAUCCCCUUUUGAUGUACCGCAGACACCUGCCGAAGGAGAGGACUCCGCGAACACGACGCUCUAUCCGACAGAUGUUUGUCAAUGGCCUGACUUCAGCGACAUGACCAUGCUACCGGUGGUGGUGACAGACAGAAGUGAGCGCGAAAAGCCAUUUCUCGCAGGGCAGGGUGGCACAAACCGCGAUCCUGGGCCCAUCACAGGAUCGACGCCCUACUCAAACUACCUCUCAGGACUUGACGUGGAUCCUAGCACAAUGGGGCAACUUCCCACUGUUCCAGCUUGUCCAUGUCUACCCAACCUAUAUCUCACACUCUCCACUCUUUCCACUUUAUCUGCCUUUCCCGUCUCGUCAGGUAUGAUUGACACACUAUUGAAUGCUCACCGCACCUGCCGAUCCGUCAUAUACUGCGCUGUGUGUCCUCAGAAGAUGCAGUCUGGGUCCCAGAAUGUGUUCUUGAGUACCAUGCUGGUCACUGUGCUUGCAGACCACUGGCACCGGGUCAAAAGGGCCGGCGCACAAGAACUGAGACUCGGCUUCGGAAGCACUGACCCCGAGUCGAUCGAGACUAUUGCACCCAUGGGCGUCCGCGACGAUCUUGAAUGGCGCACGUUCGGAUACCACUUAAUCAGGGCAUUCGUCUUCGGCGACCAUCCAAUUCCCGACCCUCCCAGCUCCACCACAUCAUCCUCGAGGAGAAAACCGCAGAUCUUACCUACCCACAUCUCCUCCGAAGACAGCGACGCCUCCGCGAUCUACACACUGGACUCGCUCGUGCAGGCCCUCGAGCGGCGGCAGAAACAAUGGCACGACGUGGAACCAUACCAUACCUCACGGGAAUUCCCUCUCAGGUUGGGACAAGAUAAUUUGAAUCCAGAUGCCCUUGCUCACCCGCAUGGAUUGCCAAGGGGGUAUGCACCGGGAAUGACGUUGGAGGACAUCAAGAAAUGCGAGGAUGCGCACCGGGCUAGUGGCGGUGCGGACGAGGGGCUGUUGUGUUUGAAGAUUGUGAAGCAUAGUAGGAUUAUGAUGAAUAGCCUGGAGGGAGAUGUUCCUAGGGUGGAGGGCUGA